AUGCAAUAUGGCCAGCAAAAUCAACCACAACAACUUGACAACCAAAGUAUAAUGGCUUCAAAACAAUCCCUUCCGCAACAAUCCAUACAACACCAACCGCUUGAAAUUUCUCAGAUGCAAUAUGGCCAGCAAAAUCAACCACAACAACUUACCAACCAAAGUAAAGAACAGACCAAGAGCGACGAGUUAGUGGAUGCGGCGCGGGAACGAGAAGAGGACACUGGAUGUUGUCUUUGCGACUGCUUACGAAUAUCAUUUCAAAUUUGUAUUCAUGGUGUAAAAGAACAAGUUGAGUAUGAUCAAACAGAGGAAGCGAGAAGAGCUCGCGCGCAAGGCUUUG
Molecule: messenger RNA, 340 nt
Organism: Racocetra fulgida
Lineage: Eukaryota; Fungi; Glomeromycota; Glomeromycetes; Diversisporales; Gigasporaceae
Source: the annotation of a GenBank genome assembly